Dreissena polymorpha is the source of this 1029-nucleotide messenger RNA. RefSeq names its product universal stress protein Sll1388-like. NCBI's taxonomy places the organism in Eukaryota, Metazoa, Mollusca, Bivalvia, Myida, Dreissenidae. The record is from RefSeq and is a predicted model, not a curated record. The transcript is spliced from 4 exons. The coding region runs from base 187 to 822 and encodes 211 amino acids.
CUAUAUGAAAAAGAAAAAAAACGAUAACACAACGAGAACAGGAGGAGCAAACCAAAGUAAAAAAGAGACAAAAGUUUUACAUUUUUUCGUGUCAGAGACGGUCUGAAGUGAAUACAUCAUAUCAGGAGGGAAGUUUUCUGAAGAUAAUCUUAUUCGUGAUAGAGCUAUAUAACAAAGGGGUCAAACAUGUCUACGGACCACCACACGAUGGGGGAAAAGCAUGAGAAGCAUGCGGUUCUAAUUGCCAUGGACGGAAGUGAAAACGCAGACUACGCCUUCCAAUGGUACAUGGAGCACCUCCAUAAACCGAGCCACUACGUGGUAAUAUUACACGUGCCUGAGAGACAUGCAUUCAUGGUCGGACCGCUAGGCGGCACAGGGGACGUUACGGCAAUCACAGGGGACGUUACGGCAAUCACACUUAUGAUGAGAGAAGAGGAGGAGAAGGAGAAAGCGCUGUUGGAACGGCUGGCUAAGAAACUUAAGGACGGUGGGAUUGGAGGUAAAGUGAAAAGCGUUGCGGGCAGGCCAGGAGAGGUGAUAGUGACGGUAGCAGACGAAGAGAAGGCGCUGUUUGUCAUCUGCGGGUCACGUGGUAAGGGCACUUUACGACGCACGUUUUUAGGUUCCAUAAGCGACUACGUUCUUCACCACUCACACGCACCCGUGUUGAUAUGCAAACACAAGGGAUUUCAAAAGGAUCUUGGGACGGAAUCGCCGUCACUGAAGCAUCGCAUCAUGAACUCACCACUGUUUAAGAGAAAGAACAAGGACUCGCCAAAGAUGGAGAAAAAGAAUACAGAGUCCGAGUCCAAGGAAUGAAAUUGAGACUUUGGUGCAUUUGAAUGAUUCUUAUUAUUAUCCCGAUUGUCUCCACGCGCAGUUACACAUAACAUUACACGUAAUUUAAUACAUUGAAAUGCUACAUUUCAUGCACAUUUGCAUGCAUGGGAAUGUUCAAUAUUUACCUGUCGAUAAGCCACCUAUAUUUUAAAGUUUUACAAAAGGCGAACAUAUGUAAUUGUUAGU